AUGCCUUCAGCGCAGGCCAAGAACACCACCGACGUCGCCAAUGCCGGCUUCUCGCACCUCAAUGCGGGCCGGGGCAGGGCGGCUCUCACGACCCGUAUUGCGCCCGACUUUCUCGUCCUCAUCAUCGACGUCAACCCGAUAGCAUGGACGUCCGGAAGCACGAGAAACGGCAAGCAGAGGGAGGCGGUGCACGACUCGGACUUUGAGAAUGCGCUCAAUGCCAUCAUCAUCUUUCUCAACGCCCACAUUGCGAUGCAGCACGAAAAUGGCCUCGCCAUCUACGCCGCAGGCACAGGGAGAGCCCAGCUGCUGUAUACCAGUGCCCCUUUUGCGAGCCGGUCGACGACGACAUCGUCAGAGGCAGGUAGCGCCAAGCCCGACGCCAACACCUACCAGCACUUUAAGCACGUCGACGACAAGGUGGUCGAGGGCAUGAAGCGGAUGGCCCGCGACAUGCGCGCUCAGCUCGAAGCGGCUUCGGCCUCGUCGUCGUCGUCAUCGUCCUCGACACCGUCCAGCUCGACCUCGGCAGCGGCGUCCAAGAUGGCGACGACGGCCAUCGUGAGCGCGCUGGCCCAGGCUCUCUGUCAUCUCAACCGGCUGGCGCUAGCGUCGGCAGCCAACGCAAACGAUCCAGCAUCGCGGUUCGGCUCGUCGGCGGCCACGACUGGGGACACAGGCGGCGGCGGCUCUGCCGGCUCGACCAAUGCCACGGCGGCUCCGCAGGCGUUUCGCAACCGGAUCCUGAUCCUCAGCGUCACGCCGGAUGCCAGCACGCAGUACAUCCCGAUGAUGAACUGCAUCUUUGCCGCGCAGAAGAAGUCGAUCCUGAUUGACGUGUGCAAGGUGUUUGGCGCCGACACCGUCUUUUUGCAGCAGGCGGCGCACCUGACGGGCGGCACCUACUUCCGCAUCGACGAGGCGGCGACGGUCGAGGGCGGUGCGGCGAGCGGGCUGCUGCAGUGCCUGAUGUCGUCGUACCUGCCGUCGCGCUCGAUCCGGGAUGUGAUGCACCUGCCCAUGCUCGACGAGGUCGACUUCCGGGCGGCCUGCUUCUGCCACCGGCGCAUCGUCGACGUCGGCUACGUGUGUUCCGUCUGCCUGAGCUUGUUCUGCGAGCCCAGGCCAGUGUGCUUGACGUGCCAGUCGCGGUAUCCGACACACACCAUCGAGCGGUACCGGCAAGAGGAGGCCUUGACGACGGCGUCGUGA
This is a messenger RNA of Pseudozyma flocculosa PF-1, 1212 nucleotides long. RefSeq lists its product as uncharacterized. NCBI's taxonomy places the organism in Eukaryota, Fungi, Basidiomycota, Ustilaginomycetes, Ustilaginales, Ustilaginaceae. The transcript has 3 exons. The record is from RefSeq and is a predicted model, not a curated record. Bases 1 to 1212 code for a protein of 403 amino acids. Gene Ontology annotation, biological process: regulation of DNA-templated transcription; nucleotide-excision repair. Gene Ontology annotation, cellular component: transcription factor TFIIH core complex; transcription factor TFIIH holo complex.